GACCCUCGUUGCGAACCGAGCCAUCAGCGCAGCCAACGUGCAGCCAAGGGCUUUGUGAAAGAAAUCCCCCUGACCUUUGCACAGUUCGCAGGUCAGUGAAGAAAUGCAAAGAAAUCACAGAAACGGUGUGAUUCGAGAAGUCUGGGCCAGAAAUUUUCAAAAUGAGUUCAUUCUCUUCAGCCACACCUUGCGAUUUGCCGGAGCUGGUGCAGUUGUCGCGAUUGAUACAGAGUUUCCAGGGGUUCUCCAGGAGAACGCCUGGAAGGAAUCCGAUGAAACGCACUAUAGGGCAAUGAAGGAGAGCGUUGAGUUGUUGCCCGUGAUCCAAAUUGCUGUGGCCAUUGGUAGCAGCUAUGGGAAGUGCCUUGGGGCUUGGAAUUUCAACCUACACUAUGACCUGUCAAGGGACUUUCACACGGAUGCGGCCGUGAACUUUCUGCUGGCCGCAGGAGUGGAUUUCCAGCGUCAUGCCACGGAAGGGAUUGAGCCGAGAUCUUUGGGAACCAUGCUGCAACUUGGAUUUGGUUACCCUCUGAGAGCCUUCGGCAACUUAACAUAG
Cladocopium goreaui is the source of this 559-nucleotide messenger RNA. The record is from the annotation of a GenBank genome assembly. Lineage: Eukaryota; Dinophyceae; Suessiales; Symbiodiniaceae.